UUGAGCUGACACACGCUGCAGCUCAGUUGUGUAACUGUUAAUAACUGUGGUAUAACUGUGUUAUAACUGUUCCUGCUCGCUGGAAGUUAGCGUGAAGAUGACUGCGAGUUUAACAAAGUGUAAGUCUGUGCUGAUAACAGGCUCCAGCAGAGGAAUAGGACUACAGCUGCUCAAACAGUUAGCUAAAAGCACCGACAGACCCGCUACCAUAAUAGCGACAGCCCGAAACCCGACUGGCUCCAAGGAAUUGCAAGAGCUGUCCAACACAUGCCCGGGUGUUUAUACUGUGACACUAGACACGGACAGCCAGCAGAGUAUCAGCUCAGCCUUGAAGGAGGUGCAGUCCAUUGUAGGAAGUAAGGGACUGAACUGUCUGAUCAAUAAUGCUGCCAUCAACAUCUCUACAGACAUAGACACUGUUACACCAGAGGCCAUGAUGAAGACCUUCCAGACAAACAGUGUCGCACCACUGUUUGUCACAAAGGCCUUCCUGCCUCUGCUGCAGACUGCUGCAGGUCAGUCCACAGGGAUGGGAAUGCACAGAGCAGCAGUUAUCAACAUCUCCUCCAUCCUGGGCUCCAUCACAUACACCAGGGGUGAAGGUGCCAACUUUAAGAGCUAUGCCUACCGCAUCUCUAAGGCAGCAUUGAACAUGGUGACUAGGUGUUUGGCUGCUGAUCUGGGGUCACAUGGAAUCCUUUGUAUGGCUCUCCACCCCGGCUGGGUCAAGACUGACAUGGGAGGGCCUCUCGCUGAAUUGACAGUAGAAGACAGUGUCUCUGGGCUGCUGACUGUCCUCUCCAAUCUCACAGAUAAUGACCAUGGAGGAUUCAAGGACUACCGUGGAAAUAACAUACCAUGGUAAAAUCAAACACUGGGUGUAACAUUGUAAUUCAAAAUCUGCACUGUUUAGGAAAUAUUUAAAGCAGUGUGUCCAAGCUUAUUCUAAACAGCUUGAAAUUGAAAAGUAGAUGUGGUUGCUGUUUCUCUUCCCCCGUCACGAAACUGUAUAUUUAGAGACUAAUGACAAGCUGGUCUUGAGUGGAUUCUGACUGAUGUCUCAAUCAUAGAAACUUUUGUUUGAUCAAGAAAACUGUUCAGCAAGAUUUCAGAUGUUGGCCCAGAGCAGAGCAAGAUGUUAACACUUGCACUGGAAUCUCAAUAUUGUACAAAUCUUCGUGAAUGAGUGUUGUUUUUUUUUGGUCUGACUAAAUUUUUUCCAAAACAUCUUAAACAUUUACAUACAAGGCUUGGGCAGUAUUAAGGUAGAUAGAAGUCAUGAAGGUAUGAUUUUCAAUAUCGCCAAAAACAUAUGCUCCUUUCUCUUUUAAACUCAGAGAUAUUCUGUUAACGUGAUGUAUUGUAGUGCAUAACAUGCACCACCAGAGGUCAGUCAUUAAUCAUAAAGACGUAUAGGCUGGUGGAGCAGGCAGGCAUAAAGGCUUUGAUGUGCCUGUGGGAUUAUUUGGGAUUCAGAUCCAAUGAUAUUGGUGAGGCAGUCGGCAAAGACAAAUCUGUGAGCACUAUUUGCUACAAGACAGUUAUUACGACAGAGGGAAACACAUCAAACCUCCAUUUGCACCUCAAAGUGCAUGACCCAUUUAAGCCCUAUCAAAAUCUUUGGGAUUGUGGCCAGCUAGUUGAAUAAAAGGAGCAGUUCUAAACAGUUUGAGGUGUGAGAAAUUGUCACUCAUUUCUUACAUUCAAUAUACAAAGCAAUUAAUAGAUGAAUUCAAGUUGGUACAACUUAACUGUUCCCAAGGAAUUUUAACAUUUUACCAUAAAUAUACACAGUAAAGAAUAAAUAUUGUCAUCAUGACUCAAGAGAAGAAAUAAAAUCAAGAUAUG
Scomber scombrus (Atlantic mackerel) is the source of this 1848-nucleotide messenger RNA. RefSeq lists its product as uncharacterized. NCBI's taxonomy places the organism in Eukaryota, Metazoa, Chordata, Actinopteri, Scombriformes, Scombridae. The coding region runs from base 98 to 865 and encodes 255 amino acids. The transcript is spliced from 6 exons. The record is from RefSeq and is a predicted model, not a curated record.